This is a messenger RNA of Eublepharis macularius, 13561 nucleotides long. RefSeq names its product cytochrome P450 2D14-like. The transcript is spliced from 13 exons. NCBI's taxonomy places the organism in Eukaryota, Metazoa, Chordata, Lepidosauria, Squamata, Eublepharidae. The record is from RefSeq and is a predicted model, not a curated record. Gene Ontology annotation, biological process: xenobiotic metabolic process; arachidonate metabolic process. The coding region runs from base 12001 to 13419 and encodes 472 amino acids. Gene Ontology annotation, cellular component: cytoplasm; intracellular membrane-bounded organelle. Gene Ontology annotation, molecular function: iron ion binding; heme binding; oxidoreductase activity, acting on paired donors, with incorporation or reduction of molecular oxygen, reduced flavin or flavoprotein as one donor, and incorporation of one atom of oxygen.
AGCUUACAUUUAAAGUGGGGAGCAAAUCUGUGCACAUGGAGGCAGGAGGAGCAUCUUAAUCCCUUCCUUUCCACCCAGUCCACUUUAACUAGCAGAGAAGCACAAUGGGCGGAGGGCUAUUUGCCUUACUGCCAGUUCCAGAUGUCUGCCCAGGAUCUGCCCAUAUCCUCAAAGCAUGCCUAGGGAGACAAAUGGAACUGACAAUAAGACAGAUUACUCUCCUCCGUCUCUGCUAGUUAAAGAGCCUUUGUACACGAUACAUUCUACACAAGGACCCUCACGUGAAAGAUUUUGCAUGUGUUGUCCCAUUGUAGGCUACUCAUUCAAUUGCUGCAGCCAUACUUUUCUGGGAGGUACACGAGUUGGAAGUCUAUUUCUCCACUCUGGGAGGUAGGAGAGGCUUGCAUCCCAUGAUGCUUUGUGUAUUUGCCCAUGCUCAUUUUCUCUGUCUUCUACCUGAUAUUUACAGGAAACUGACACCAGGUAGAGCUCUCCCUAUCUAUCCCUUUCCCAUAUAGCCCAAAGCUAGCACCAUUUCUUGCUGCAAUACCACUGGCUGAAGGGAAACCCAAAUUAAACAAACUGGUCUGCCCUCUGCAUUUAUUAAAGCAAAUUGUUUUCAUCCAUGGCAUACUCAAGUAAUUGGCCCAUACUGGCCCACACUGGGGUGAGUGUAAAUAAAGAGCCAUACAGACUGAAAACACACAAACCGCAGUGAAUUGGGUGAAGUGGCUCCGUUCUGUGGCAAAUUAAGUACACCUGUCUUUUAGGGGAAAGGGGGGAGCCAAGGGUGAUGCUCUUGUCACCAAACCAAGCCACGUUCCUUAUGAGUACCAAUUGGCAAAUCACACACACUCUGCCUAACCUUCCUUGCAGGGUUGCUGUGAGAAUAAAAUGAGAGAGCUGAGAACAUUGUGAGCUGGUUGGGGAUGGGGUAGUGCUGAACCAACCAUGUUUUAUUUCCAUAGAGGUAGGGGUGAAGGGGCCUUUCUCGCAUCACCAAUUGUGAAGGAAGGACACUUACCCAGCCAGGAGGAAAAAAGUGUAGGGGGAGGGGGGAAGCCAGUGGUGAUGCUCUCAUCACCAAACUAAGCCCAAUUCCUCAUGAGAGCCAAUUAGCAAAUCACUGUUUGGGUACAGUUCUUCCAAAUAGAUUACAUAAUUGGAAGCAGAAGAUGGAGAAGCUCUAUUGCCUCUACUAAAACAAGUCCAGGAGCUGAUUGCAAUACAGAUCAUGAGUUGCUAAUAUCAAAAAUUAGAAUAAAGCUGAAGAGAAACAUUAAAAGAAUCAUAGUGUCAAAAUACAAUCUAAAUAAUAAUCCUGAAGAAUUUAACAACCAGGUAAGGAACAGAUUUGAUUGUCAGCCAGAAGAACUAUGGGCUGAAACCAGAGAUAUUAUCAAGGAGGAAUGUGCAAAGACUAUUCCUACAGUCAAAAGAAAGGAGAAGCCUAAAUGGAUGCCUGAGGAAACUCUUAAAAUUGCUAAAGAUGGACAAGAAGCAAAAGCAAAAGGUGACAGAAAUUGGGUCAAAAUUCUAAAUGCAGCUUUUCAGCAACUUGUAUGCAGAGACAAGGAAAUUAUUAUAACAAUCAGUACAAACAAAUAGAAGACAGCAAUAAAAAAAGGAAGAACAAGAGAUUUAUUCCAAAAGAUCUGAGAAAUCAGAGGGAAAUUCAAGCCAUAGCUUGGGCUGCUGAAAGAUCAACACGGAAAUACAGUAUCUGAUCAGGACAAAAUAAAGGAAAGAUAGAAACAAUCCACCGAAGAACCAUACAAAAGAGAUAGAAGGAUGACAGAUACUUUUGACGAAGAAUCUUUUGAUGAAGAACCAGUUGCAAGGACAACUGAAAGACCGAAAAAGAGUGAUUCUACCUGACAUCUCUCCAAGUAAGAGUAUUGUUUAUUGCUUUACAAUGGCUAAACAGCUUGAUGAGGGGUUUUUUAUUAUCCCCUGGAGAGGCGGACGCCUCAUGGACUAGGAAACUGACACUCAAGAAGUGAAGCGUUAGGAGAGGUUUCCUGGGAUGGAGAGCUGGGGAGCAAAAAAACUUUUAUAACUACAAAUAGUAAGAGUAAAGGAGCUUUUUACCAGAUUUAAAAGAUCUGUGAUUGAACAUUUGUAAGUGAGUAGACAAAAUGGCGUUUUCUGAAGAGAUACUUUUAAAGCUGCAACAAAUUUCUAAAUGGAUGGAUUGUGUAUUAAGAAAAGCAGACGAAACACUUAGAAUAAAAACAGACAUGAGCACUGUGUUAGAUGCCAAGUUAGAAGAGAAUUUUGAUGGGACAGAAUUACCUAAAAGAAAAUCGGAGUGGAACUGAAAAAUAUUCCCAACAAAAUGGAGGAGAAAAUCAGUUUUCUUCUGUGAAAGUACAGAAAGCGGAGAAGAAGUGGGAGAAGCGUGGUGAAAAGGAAGCUGUGAGGAAGAGUUUUAGCGUACUGCUUCUGUACAAAGUACAAAGCAUACAACAUACUCCAAUCAAGAAACAUAUCACAAAGAUGAAGAGAGACAAACAGGGACAUUAUAAUGUAUUUAACGGCACCUCGCAUGAAUGGCUAGAAGGCAAAAAGAGCCGGCUAUGGCUGAUCAUUGGAAAGAAAGAGUUUCAAUACUAUUCCAGAGAGAGAAAGAAGAAGAAAGAAAAUGAACCUUAAAGUGUGACUUUUGUUUUCUUUAUCUUUUCUUCCCCUCUCUCUUCUUUUCUGUUUAUAUGGCAUAGAGCUUUAAACUGAUGUGAGAUUAAAAGGGUGGGUUAAUAGGGUUCUUAGGGGCUUUUGCAAAUAAGGAUGGUAUAUGGGAUAUAUUGUGAUUAUUAUAUGCCCAUUUUCUAAAUGCUAUUUAAAUUGCUUUAACAAAAAACGUAGAGAAUCUGGGAAGAAACUAGGCUUAAUAUGCCUCCUUCUGUUUCAUGCGGUUUAAUAUAGACCUAAUACGAUCCUCUAUGCUUUUCUAACACAUUAGAUAAUGUCUAUGUUUAGUUACUGGACUAGAGGGAGUGUGGCAAAUGGGUCUUGUAGUCUUCUAUUUUCCCUCUCACCCUUUAUUUUCUUUUUUGGAUUUCUUUCAUUUAAAUAAAAGUAUAAGAAAGAUGUUGAGACAAAAUAUCUUGUAGGAUUAAUAGGGGAAACACUAGGGAGGUUGAGGGAACUUUGUAAAUUAGUCAAAUUUCAAAACUCAAAGUAUUGGUUAAGCUAAGUCUACCUAUUUACUUUCUUUUGCCUUUUGUAAUGAAAUUACAAGUACAGUUCCUCAGAUGGCUUUAGGUUUUGAUGUAUGAAAGACGGAGGGUAGGCUGUUACAAAAAUCUUUUUGUACAUUUUUCUCCUUUAAGAAACUAUUUAGUCAAUGACAUACACAAAUAAUGGAUCUAAUAAUAGAAUAUAAAGAUGUGGCUGUUUGCUUUUUUUUUUUUUAGUUCUGUCCCCAGACGGGCUAUGGGCUUAGUACCCUAGGCUUAAGAAUUAAAGGAUUGAAGUGUGUCUUAAGAAUCUGCUCACUUAGAACAUAAAUAAUUGUAAGAAAUGAGAAAAGGAAUUGAGUAGUUGGAUGAUCCCGGUGAUGCCAGGGGUGUGUGGCAUAUGCAAAUCAGUUAUGCUAAUGACACACUUCUGGUGAUCUCAAGGGGUGUGGCAUAUGCUAAUGAGUUAUGAUAAUGAGUUCCUGCAGCUCUUUUUCUAUGAAAUGACUCCUGGUAAGUUGAGUAUGUAAUAACCCUGAUUUUUCAGUAUGCAAGGAGCUGGGGAAUAUAGGCAACAAUUAGGUAUGUGCCCUCACAUCACAGGUCUAUGGGUGGGACAGAUUUUCUUUUUUUGGUUUUCUUUCCCAGCCCACCACUUGGGCUUCCUCAGUUUUUUUGAGUUUCUGUACAUAUACAUUUUGACAAUUAGUUGUAUUAUAUGGAUUAAUACAAGAAGAUAGAAGACCUCGAAGAACCUGAGAAAUAUGAUAUUGUUGAUGGUAUUAUAGCAUUAAGUAAUGAUCAUGCUGUAAAGUAAAGGGGGAAAAGAACAUAGUUUAAAUACAGGACCAGCAAUAACGCUGCGUUAUCAAUAUCUAAUGUUAAUUAUAAGUUAAGUUGAAAGUGCAUUGUAGACUCCCUACAAGUUGAGAUAAUAAACUUCAAAUAGUAUUUUUGUUUGGUUAUGUAUUGUAACUAAUUAGUUGUAUAUGGUUCUUCAAUAAAUACUUUAUUUAAAAACAUAUAAAGGUGCUCAGUACAGAAUUCUGCUGAAUGGUUGCCAGGUCCCUAUACUCUCCUGGUGGAAGGGAGGUGGACCCAGCACUUACUGGCAGGUAGAACAUCCCAGUGCUGAUGCAAUGACAUCACUUCCAGGAGAAAAUUGACCCCUGCAAAGGGUGGGAGCAUGCCCACCACCAGCACAAUGACCCUUGAGGAAGUGAUGUCAUUGCACCUUGCUGGGAGUUCACUUGCUCAAGUUGCCUGCCUGUGGCGGAUGAUCACCAGGCAGUUUGCUGUCUCCAGCCAAUCUCCAGCAAUUGGUGGGCAACAGGGCAAAUCCCCAGGGGACUGCCCACCACUGGUAGGUAACUGGGAACCCUAGGUUGCUUCCUUCAGGAAAUCCUUAGGCAAAAUAAUGCAUUUGCUCUAGGAAUUUCUCAUUGUUGUACUCAAAUCAGGAUAUAGAUUCUGUUACUUAAUGCUUUAUUUAUGAGGCUGCAUGGAUUAAUGGCAUCACCUGAAUUAUAUAUAGGAUUAGUCCAAAAGAAUUCAAGUGUUUCAUCAUCAUGUGCUUGCACAAGCCUGGGCUGAAUGAGACUCUUGCACAUAGUGCAGAUUUUGCCUAUCAGUUUCAAAUCACAUAGGUUCCAAAACAUUACAAAGCCCAGAACAAUAACUCCUGCAGAUUAAGGCUGAGAAUGUGUAGGGGGAAAUGGAAUUGUAAAUACAUCUAAUCCCUUUGUGCUCCUUCCCAGUGUGGCAAGAAAGAUGUGACAUCUCAGCAGGAUCUCUUAAAGUAAGAAGUCAAACUAAACUAGCACCAUGGCCUGGUUUUUAAAAACACUAGCCAAUGUCCCAAUAUGCAUCAGGUCUCCGGAGUACAGAUAUUGCUGAAUGCAGGGAAAUGUUUUUAUCCAGAUUCAAGUGAGAGGCAUGUCUGGAUUUGUAUCUGUUUUAUAUUUCCCAAGACUCAAGUGAAAGGUGGGUGUAUAUUUUUGUAUAGUGAGUAUUAGCUGUGGCUUCACUUUUCUGUUUAUUGGUUCCUUUACCUGCUGGUGAGAGAGGUGCUUGGUGGGAUGGAAUGGGAUGAGAUAUGGUACCAUGAUGCAUAGUGUGUGGGGUAGGGAAGAUAUAGUAGUAGGAGAACAGGCCAGGUUUGCAUGCUGUUUCCCCUUUGGGCUCUUUUUCCAGCCAAAGUGGUGUUGGUAACCAUAUCAACAACUCACCACCAUGUUUAAGACAGGCUCGACAACUUGUCCUUUACUUAUCGACCCAUGACCUUACGACAGUGAUCCAGGCAAUGGUCACCUCCAGAUUAGACUACUGCAACUCACCACCUGUUUAAGACAGGCUUGACAACUUGUCCCUUACUUACGACCCAUGACCUUACAACAGUGAUCCAGGCAACGGUCACCUCCAGAUUAGACUACUGCAACUCGCUCUACGCAGGUAUUCCCUUGGACUUGAUCCGGAAACUGCAGCUGGUUCAGAAUGCAGCUGCACGGGUGGUUGCCAGAGCACAAAUCAUGGCUCAUAUAACACCUAUCCUCCAUCAGCUGCACUGGUUACCGGUUGAGUACCGGGUCUGGUUCAAGGUUUUGGUGUUGACCUAUAAAGCCCUAUGCAGACUGGGCCCAGUAUACCUUCGGGACCGCCUCUCCCCAUAUGUUCCCCGCAGGUCGCUUCGAUCAGCCACUAAGCACUUGCUGAUGGUCCCUGGCCCCAGGGAGGUCCGCCUGGCCUCUACCAGAGCCAGGGCCUUUUCGGUCCUGGCUCUGACCUGGUGGAACUCUGUCUGAGGAAACUAGGGCCCAGCAGGAUUUGUUAUCUUUCUGCUGGGCCUGCAAGACGGAGAUGUUCCACCAGGCAUUUGGUAGGGGCUAGGCUGUCCUCUCGCCAGCCAUACCACUGAAGACCUUCUACCACCCAUGCAGGAAAAUUUUAAUAUUUUAUACCCACCAAUUUUAAUUGUUUAUGAUAUAAUGUUUUAAUGUUUUUACUGUUUUAAACGGUUGUUAAACCACCCUGAGCCUGUCUGACGGGGAGGGUGGUCUAGAAAUGUGGUGAAAUAAAAUAAAUAAAAUAAAAUGUUACAAAAUCCUGCUUCUAAAUACCAGGUCAGUCACAGGAAAAAACGUAGCUGUCUACUAUUUAACUCUGGAUGAGAGGAUUGACCUGGAACAUAUCACUGAGAGUUGCCCGAGGGAAGGGUGAGGACUUAAUCUCUUCCAGCUGCAUCCCCUGUGACACAUUGGCAUUGGUCUGGCAUGUAGGGAAGGGUUUUCACUAUAGUCUAAUAGACUCUGUCCUGCUAGCAGAGAGCCCUAUCUACGACAGUUACGGUUUUGAGGCUUUGUACCUACCUAAUGUUGGAAUCGAGAGACAAGAUCAAUUCCUCCUGCCUCAGAUGGCAUCUCUCCCUGCAAGAACAAAAUACCACAUCAAGUAUGUGAUCUGUGCAAUGUGUAAGGACCAGUUAUUACCUGAGACAGGCGCAGCUAUUUGCUGAGGCUUAAAUUUACAUGGAUACCAAGACUCUGUAAGGGCAGUGAAUCUAUUAAAAUGAUCCACCCCCACAGCCAGAUAGCUCUAGGAGAUUUUCUUUUUGAUCCCCUGUUGAUGCCCUGGUUGACCCUCUGGAAUGAGAAAACGACCCAGGUGGUUGACACAAUUGCUCCCAAGUGCCCUCUCUUGAGAGUUUGAGCCUAGAUAGCCCCUCAGUUUAUUGAUGGGCUGUGGGUGAUGAAAAGACGAGGGAGAUGGCUAAAGUGACAGUGGAAAAAAAUUCAGGACAAAUCUGAUAACAUGGGAGAACUCACUUUAAAGAAUACUUUUGAUGGUAUACCACCAUCAUUGCAUCUGCACUGUUUAGACCAGCGGAGCUGCUCUGCAUGGUCAGAGGCCAGUUGGGAUCUGGCCUGCAAGAGGACGUGGAUUGCUCAGUGGCCCACUCUAACCGUUUUGCUCAGCAUUUGCAGAUAAAUUUUGUCACAUUUGUUCCAAAUAGGACUCUACAUUAGCAGUAACAGGGUCAGAUGAUGCCAGGGUGCUGACCGGUCCAGUGUGUUGGGAUAUUUCUCAGUUGAUUUAGUCUGAGGAUGUGGACAGGAUCCUUGGGGGUUUGAGACCUACCACCAGCUUGUAUGACCCUUUCCCUUCCUGGCUACAGAAAUCUAUUGGGGGAAGAGGGUGCUAAUGCCUCCUUGAGAGACAGAGUGGGUGCUCCAGCCUUGAAAGAGACUGUGGUGCAUCCACAUCUAAAGAAGCCUACUUUGGACUCAGGAGAUCUCAAUAACUAUGAAUCAGUCUCAAAUGUUCCAUUCUUGAGUAUGGUGGUUGAACAGGUGGUGGGUGGACAACUAUGGGCAUUCCUGGAUGAGGAGAAUUAUUUAUAUCCUUUCAAAUCUCUUUUUAGGCUUAGUUAUGGGACUGAAACAGCCUUAGUUGUAUUGGGAAUGUUUGGUUAAUUCAUAUAUAGUUAGUGAUACCUUUAUGGCAGAAGCAUUUUAAAACCCAAACAUGCAUUAAUUAGUCUUCAGGCAAAAUCAUAGAAAGAUUCAACUUACAGUUUUAUUGAUGUAGAUUCCUUCCACAGCAAUAUCAUGGAGAAGAGGGAAAGAUCCUAAUCUAAAGAGUUUCAUUCCCGAAAUCUAAACCACAGCCUGAAACUAGGCAGCAAGGCUGAGAAGUGGGGAUGUGUAGACAAAGCCUCCAUGGCAGAGCACAGAGGGUUACAUCCUUCUCCCUGGAAAAACCAUGAGGCAAGAGAGAGAGAGAGAUCUCCCAAGGGGCACAGAGACAAGGAUGAGUCAGUAGGCAUUACCACCUUAGACGAGAGUAGCAGCUUGCUAGAGUUACACAUACAUACAGAGACAAGCAGUGCCCCCCAAUGUCCAAGGCAUGCCAAGUCGCCUAUUCCAAUAGGUUGCACUGGUGAAUGACCAGCACCAUAAACUGAAGGGAGGGACUGUGACUUUGUUGAUUCUUCUGGACCUCCCAGCAGCUUUUGAUACCAUUGAUCAUUAUAUCCUUUGGACUACUUUUCCUCCCUGAGAUUGGGAGGAACCGUUUUGUGUGGUUCCAGUCAUAUCCAGUGGGUAGGUUUCAGAAAGUGGUACUGCAGGACUGCUGCUUAGUCCUUUGACCUUUGGCCUGAAGGGUCCCACAAGGUUCCAUUAUGUCCUCCGUGGUUUUUAACACCGACAUGGCAUCUAUUGGUGAGGUCAUCCAGAGAUUUAGGCUGGGUUGCCAUUAUUAUGCGGGUGAUACUCUAUCUUGAGCUUCUUGCAGGGAGGCUGAAGAAACUGUGAACCAAUAUCUGGAGGAAGUUUUGGAGUGGAUGUGGGCUAAUAAACUGAAGCUUAAUCCCAACAAGAUGGAAGUGCUACUGGAGAGUGGAAGGUCUGAGCCAGGAGUUAAGAUAUCACUCAUUCUGGAUGCAGUUGCACUUCCCUUGAAGGAGUAGAUCCGUAGUCUGGGGAUGUUCGCAGACCCAGGCCUACUGCAGGAUGAGCAGGUAGCAGCUGUGGCCAGGAGUGCCUUUUACCAGUUUUGUCUAGUUAGUCAGCUGCAGCCUUUCUUGGGCAGAAAAGAUUUAGACACUGUGGUGCAUGCUGUGGUUACAUCUAGAUUAGAUUACUGCAAUGUGCUCUAUUUGGGGCUGCCAUUUCAAAGUGUUUGGAAUCUUCCAUUGGUGCAGAAUGCUGCCACCAGUAUGUUGACUGGAAUGAGUCAUAGGACUAUAUGACUCCAGUCUUGGCCCAUCUACACUGGCUCCUAGUCUGCUUCCGGGCAAAAUUUAAGGUGCUGGUACAGAUUUUUAAAGCGCUAUAUCGUUUGGGACCAACAUACCUGAAGGACCACCUACUGAGCUUAAAUUUGUGCAGAGGAAGCAGAGCCAUCCAUGCAUUGCCUCAUGCCAUACUUAAUGGAUUAGAUCCAGACUAAACUUCCCAAUAGCUGAAUGGCAUUUCUCUUCCACGCUUCCACUGGAGCUCAGAGGGAAAGGAACCCCAAGGAAUGACAUGAGCAAGGUUUGCAGCAGGAAGGGGAAAUUGGUGGAAAUUUCUAGUUUAUUUUGGAUCAUACUCAAAAUCUGAAGUGGUGGUUAGGAAGGACAUUGCUAGAUUUGUCACUCAAAUGCAUCAAAAACAGAACUAAGUCAGAUUCUACAAUUUUACAGUAAAUUCUGUAUGGUGUUCUAAAAACAUAAGUAGCGUUAAGAAAGCCAGCUCAACCUUGGUUCAAUUUUAUCUCAGUAUAAUGUAGAAGAGCAGAAAUUUCAGAAGAAAAAGAAGUUUCAUCUCCUGACACAGAAGAGCAGAAAUUUCAGAAGAAAAAGGAGUUUCAUCUCCUGGUACAGAAGAGCAGAAGUUUCAGAAGAAAAAGAAGUUUUGUCUCAUGGCACAGAAGAGCGGAAGUUUAAUCUCUUGGCACAGGUCAUCCACCAAGGUGUCCAAGGCCAUUUCAGUCCCAAGACUAGGCCUGAAAAUAGAUGGGAAUGAAUCCAAAGAAUCUGCUUCAUCCAGGAAUCCCUGAAAGUCGCCAGUCAUCACUCAUUCAAUCAAUCAGAAAGGGCAAUAGCCUGCAAAUGUCUGCUGCCCCUUCUCCUUACCUGGCUUGUUAUUCUCUCACCACUGUAUCUCCCCUUACCCAUUACCCUAUUGAUCAUGGCAUCAUCCCCAGCCCCAUUCAGUUCCUCCAAAUGCAUCCUCUGCUAACUGGUGGGACAAGGACAAGCAACCACACUUAAAGACUAUAGUCCAGAUGCCAACUCUCACCUGAAUCUGGACAGGACAAACAGUCCGAGGGGCCAGCUCCCACCUGGUUCUGGACAAAACAAAAACAUAAAGACAACCACUUGGUUGUUUCUCACCUGGUAUAACACAACAACAAAAUAGCAUACCCACCUCCCUCCUGUACAAUGAGAGAAACAGGAGAACAAAUCCCACCAGAAGGAGAAGCCCAAAAGGUGAAUUGGGAAAAACAAGAUAGAAAGGCAAGGGCAGAAAUCACCUUAUGUGAGUGUUAGUGACUUACACCACAUAAGAAACUUUAAGACUGCCAAAGAACUAUGGCUGGGACUGAAAGAGUUAUGAGAAAAAUACACUGAAUGAGAGACUGUAUUUGUCAAGAAAAUUGUUUAAUUUAAAGUUAAAUGAGGUUGGAGAUCUAGAAAAACAUAUAAGUCAAGUAACAGAAUUAAUGGAUCCCUUGAAUACCAUAGGCAAGAAAUUUGAUGAAGAGGACAAAACCAUUUUAAUUUUGUCAAGCCUGCCAGAAAGUUAUAGUUCUUUGAUACAUGCACUAGAGACUAUAGAUGAACUCUCUAUGAAAUAUGUUGUGUCAUGACUUAAAGAAGAGAAAUCUAGGAGAGCAGAGAAGGCAGCGGAGGGUGAGACAAGCAGUUUCUGCACAAAAGACUGAGUAUAAUUUUAAACAUAGAACCACUUUGCAAGGUGCAAACAAGAGAGAUAAAACUAGAAAAUGUUUUUCUUGUGAAAUAAUAGGUCAUUUUUCUCUAGACUGUAUAAUGCAAAGUGGUGUUAGCAAAGAAAAACAAGAAAGUGGAAGCAAAAGACACAUGAAAAAUGUUUUUGUGGCUCACCAGAACAAUUUAGUAAUUUCAGAGUGUGGAAAAAACAAGGAUAUUAACACUAAAUCUUUUGGUUGGAUAAUUGAUUCGGGAGCUUCUAUGCACAUGACCUGUAAGAAUUGAAUGAAACCUCAACAGAGGAUGUCAUAAUUGGCAAGUGGCAAUAAAAUAGCUGUUCAAGGAAAAGGAGAAGACUUGUUUAAAUGUGUAGCAGGAGGAAGAAUUGUCUACAAUGAUGUGAAAAAUGUGGUUUACUUGCCAGAAUUAACAGUUUGUUAAGUGUAUCUGCUUUGACUAAGCGUGAUUUUAAUAUAAAUUUUAGUCGAAGGAGAUGUACAAUCAGUAGAGAUGGUGUUCUAUAUGCUCAAGGUUUUGAAAAUAAUGAAGUUUUUGUUCUAGAUAAAGUCAAGAGAGAAUUAAUUUGGUUAAACAGAGUUCAAGCGCAAGGUGUAUUCAUUUGUGGCAUAAAAGAUUUGGUAAUAGAGACGUCAACAUAAUAGAAGAAAUGCAAAAGAAAGGUUUGGUAAGAGGAAUGGAAAUUAAACCUUGUAAAAUUGACUUGAAUAGAGAAAAAAGUGAAAAUUGUCUAUUGGGGAAGGGAACAAGACCUUCUAUGCAUAAACAAAGUCAGAGAAGUUUAACAAAACCUUUGCAACUUAUUGAUACAGGUAUUUGUGGGCCAAUUCAACCAAUGUCAUGUGGACAAAAUAAAUAAUAUAUACAUUUAUUGAUGAUUUUUCCACAAAUUUUGUAAUUUAUCUUUUGAGGGAAGACAGAAGCUGCAGAAAAAUUGAAGAACUACAUUGCAAGUGUUGAAAAUCUAUUUGGGAGAAAACCACAAGCAAUACUUUCAGACAAUGCUGAGUUCCUAAUGCGUUGAGCUAGUUGUUCUAUAGCCAUUAUGAAGAGGAACGGGGAAAGCGGACAUCCUUGCCUAACUCCUCUCUGAAUUGAGAAUUGUGAGAGGCAGAAUAUGUUGCUGCAGAAGAAGCAUGCAAAGAAGCUCAAUGGCUUAGCCAUAUUCUGGAAAAUCUGGGAGUGCCAAAUUCGGAGCCUGGUAAAAUUUUGGAAGGUAAUGGAGGGCUUCCCAAACUGGAAUGUUCUCAUUGCAUAGAUGCAAUUGAUGGCUGCCAUAUACCUCUCACAACUCCUACUGGCUGCUCAGAGAACUUCUGCGACCCUAAAAAAACUUGUUCCAUUUUGCUGGAGGGCACAGUAGAUCACAUGGAGCACUUUAUUGAUGUAGAAGCCAGCUGGAGUGGAGCUAAAAGUGCUAUUGAGAUGCUUUGGAAAUUGAAGCAGACACCGACACGAGAGAACUGGUUUGAAAAAUUGGCAAAAAGGUAUGGAACGGUCUCCUCAAUGCAGGCUGGAUGGCACAGUUAUGUCAUACUGAGUGGAUUAAAGAUAAUAAAAGAGGCACUCGGGCAGAAAAAUGAGAGAUUCUUUGAGCGACCAUCUUUUCCGCUAUUGAGUCUAGCAGGCUAUAAAAAAAAUUGUGAUGGAAUACUCAUGGCAAGGAACAUCAAUGGCUGGAAGGAGCAGAGGACGUUUUGUCUCACCACCCUGAAAAACUUUGGGAUGGGGAAGAAGACCCUUGAAAAGAGAGUGUCUGAAGAAGCUGGAUAUUUGUGCUCCGAAUUCAAAUCAAAAGAAGAUUCUCCUUUUAACCCAUUUAAUCUUGUGAACAAUGCAGUUGCCAAUAUUAUUUGCACCUUAACAUUUGGCGACCGCUUUGAGUACAAUGAUGAGACCUUCCUGAAACUAAUGCAUGGGACUGAGGAUAUCAUGAAGGCAUUAAGCAGAAACAUGGCUCAGGUUUUUGCCUCAGUAUCCUGGUUGGCCUAUAUUCCUGGACCUCACCAUAAAAUUAGAAAAAUCUAUGAUGAUAUAAGUGCCAUUUUUCAAGAGAUCGUGAAUGAACAUAAGAAAACUUGGAAUCCCACUUUCGCAAGAGAUUUCAUUGAUGUUUUUCUAGAAAAGAUAGAACAGAACAACGGGAAUCCAAAGAGCAGUUUUAAUGAACAAAACCUUAUUAAAAUUAUUUUUGACCUGUUUACGGCUGGGACUGAAACGACUGCAACCACCCUACUCUGGGGGCUGCUGAAUAUGGUCCUUCAUCCUGAGGUUCAGAAUAGAGUACACGAAGAAAUUGAAGAAGUGCUUGGCAGGGACAAACUACCCAUGAUGGAGGAUCAGCCAAACCUGCCUUAUACUAAUGCUGUGGUCCAUGAAAUGCAGCGUUAUGCUGAUAUCGCACCUAUUACACUUCCUUAUAUAACAUGUCAAGAUGUUGAAAUCAACAAGUUUGUCAUCCCUAAGAGGACUGUAGUCUUCAAUCAUUUAUCUUCUGUGCUGAAAGAUGAAACCAUGUGGGAGAAACCACACCAGUUCUACCCUGAGCACUUCCUGGAUGCAAAUGGAAAGUUCAUCAAGCGAGAGGCCUUCCUGCCUUUCUCUACAGGCCGCCAUGCCUGCCCUGGAGAACAGUUGGCUAGAAUGGAGCUCUUCAUCUUCUUCACCACCCUCCUGCAGCAUUUCACUUUCUGCGUCCCCAAGAACCAUCCCAGGCCCAAGGAAGACAGGAUCUAUGCCCUCACUGUUUCUCCACACCCUUUCCAGAUUUGUGCUAUCCCCAGAUAAUUUCUCCAGAGUACCUGCUGCAUGUUCUUUUCAGAUGUCUUAAGAAAUGAAGCUUUCCAGAAAAGAGAAAUCAGGGAAAAUAUCGGAUUUAUGUCUACCUUUCCCUGUUUUGAAAACACUGUGACCCAAAAUAAAAUUUUAU